Molecule: messenger RNA, 1821 nt
Organism: Pyrus x bretschneideri (Chinese white pear)
Lineage: Eukaryota; Viridiplantae; Streptophyta; Magnoliopsida; Rosales; Rosaceae
Exons: 1
Coding region: 1-1821 (606 amino acids)
Source: RefSeq, a predicted model, not a curated record
AUGGCUAAACUACUCUCGGCUGUGAGAGCACACCAAAAGCAUGGCAACAAAGUUUCACAACUCGCAAAAGGACUAAUAGCUCCUAAGUAUACAACUCUUGUCGAUCCUCCAACUCCGGAGCUCAAACUACCCACACAUACUUUCUCCAGAGCCAAUUUCAAUUUCGACAAUGGGAAACCCAAUACAACAUUCAUAAAUCCAAUCCCGUUGAUUGGCUUGAUUACCAGCUUGUUUAGUACCGGUAACCCCUGUGUUGAUCUCUUUUUCAAUGUGAUCAAGCCGGAGAAAGCAAGUCCGGCUGAGGUGGAGGCUACCUGUAUUUAUUUGAAACAACUGCUGCCGCUGGCCUGGUCGCACAAUCCGGUAACCACUCUUAAACUCAUCUGUAAUCUACGAGGUGAAAAAUGCUAUUUGGAAGCAUUUGACACGGCCGCGUAUUGGCUCCACCACAACCACCCCAAGACCCUAUUGCGCAGCAUCCCUUCUAUUGCUGUGUCGUUUGGGUGUUUUAUUGAUCCUGUCGAUAUUUUGUACUUCCUUCUAGAAGGCCGGGAGAGGAGGAGGGAAAAUGAAGAAGAGACAGAUGCCAGUAGUGGUAGUGCUCAAGAGAAAACCCUGGCAGAAAUGACGAAGUUGUUUAUUGAGAGGUAUGAGCGUGACCCGAAUUACAAGUUAUUACACGAUAGGGUUACAGACGUUUAUGUGGAACAGUUGAACUUUGGUAUGGAAAUAUUGAAGCGAAAAUUUAAGCGAUCGGAUAUUGAUGAUAAAGAUCGGUACUCCUUGGCCUAUGAGAUAACUGACGCUGCUGGCUGUUGCACCAUGGACACCAAAACCAUCAAUGCCACUUUGAUAUGUGAAAGCAUUGCGAGGAAGUUUUUUCCCCGAGAAUCAUAUCCGGAGUAUCAAGGCAUUGACGACACCCAAUACGCUAAAAAAAUUGAAGGUCGACUCAGGAAGGAGGUUUUGGUGCCCUUGGAGAAGACCGGCUAUUGUAGACCAAAUAAGCAAGGAAAGCCCUGCGAGAUUGAGACGUAUUUGGAGGAGGUGAAAGCGGACAAGUCCAAGAUUGACCCCGGUGCUUUGCUUCCACAUCAUAUCAUGGCCUUUGCGGAUCAUCCCAAUGUUGGGGAAGUGGCUGAGCUUCAAUGGAAAACAAUGGUGGAAGGCAUGAAAAAGAUAGGCAAGAUGAACAAUUGCUUGGCUGUAUGUGACGGCGGCAGAAUAUGCAUACGGGGAAAGGCGAGGGAGGUCUCACUGGCUUUGGGACUUUUGGUGUCUGAAUUGACCCAAGAGCCAUGGAACGGAAAUGCUGUCAGUUGGCACUCAACUCUACAACCGAUACAAGGCCAUGAUCUUAAGUCCAAGUCCAAAUUUAUGACGAAGAUGGACUUCGAGGGCUCAGAUAAAUACGAUCUUGAUAUUGAGGAAGUGCUUGACUCGAUUUUGGAACUGGCAGUGAAUGAGAAUUUGCAGCCGGAGCAGAUGGUCAAGAAGGUGUUUGUGUUCAGCAAGCAACACUUUAGCCAUGAGGCUUAUUCCUUAUGGGAAUAUGAUUAUAAUGAAAUAAAGAGGAAGUUUGAGGCAAAGGGGUACGGCGAUGCGGUGCCACACAUAGUGAUUUGGUUUAUGCCAGAUCUUUACUUAGAAUGGGAGAAGAUAGAGAUGCCGUGGACACAACCGGGGAUGACAAUGUUGAGUGGCUUCUCCGAAAACUUGCUCAAGUUGUUCUUAGAGAAUGAUGGGGAAAUUGGCCCAGAGCAUGUCAUGGAAGCCGCCAUCUCCGAAGAGAAGUAUCAAAAGCUGGCUGUAGUGGACUGA